AAGAAGAGUAUAUCAGACGAGCGUCUUAUUUCUGACGUUUCUGGCAUACACUGCUUACCACAUGUCAAGAAGACCCUUGGCUGUCGUGAAGAAUUCUCUGAAUCAGGAUUGUAGCAGACUGACUCCUCCACCAGAAACAAGAAUUUUUCAUUAAAAUAAAGCAGAUAUCAAAUUUGUAUUUUUAAUGAAAAAGGAAAGGUACACGACGAAUUUAUUUUUCUAAAUUUGGACAAAGAUAAGAAAAUUAUCACAAGAAAUUAUACAUUCAAGCUUCAAUUGCAGACUAGUAUUUUUUAACUAAACUCUCUCUAGAAAUCAACUUCUAGAAAGAUAUAAGCACUCUGAUUGAAGAAAGGUACAUGUUGGGUUGGUGAGCUGAAUUCCUUAUUCUCGAUAAAAGGUGUGGAAGUUCUGCUGAGCAUUCUUAAUGAACGUAUCUGAAGUUUUGAAUAUAGUUAGGUAACGAGUGGAAUCGUCUGAACUGUAGCUGAACACUACCAGACAGGAUCUGACUCCAGGUACCGUCAUCAAAGACCUCUUUCUAUAGCUGUUUUUGAUGACAUGCUUUGAAAAUAGACCAAAGAGUGUAGAUUCACUUGCUGUUAUAGAAAAUCAAGAAUCAGUAAGAAUUGGAAAGGUAUAGUCCGCCUCACUAUUGUUGGCACAGUCGAAAACUUCGAAUUAAUAGGAAAUGGGGAAGGCAUUAAAAGCAACCGGCAAAUCAAGACUUCCACAUUUGACAUAUUAGCGGGUUGGAACAUUCAGAAGAAUUUAACAUUCAAGAUAUUCGUGCUAAAAUGUAUGGAAAAGUACUUAACCAACAGUGAAAUAAUUUUCCAUAUCGCCAAAAAGAAUGGGAAUAUUUGGCCAGUUCAGCACAGAAAAUAAUCUUGAUCAAAUUUGAAAGCAAAUCAAUCAACAAAUCAAUGAAAUGAGCCAGUCAUAUUUAAUGACUUUAUUUAGCUUUUGUGAUAAUAACAGAGAAAAAGCAAUAGCAAAAGUUUGGAAAUUAUUCAGUCCUAUAGUCUAAAUAGAUUUAAUUGGCAUAGACAUAAAACUUUCUUUAUUUAAGACUUAUCUUCCAGGCAUUAUUUGUUGUUAAUAUUUCCAAUGGAGAAACAACAUUACAUUUUGAAUCUAUCGCUUGAACAAAUAACGCUAAGAAAAGUCGCUGUUAUUUUGUGGAGCCAAGCUGAUAUUUUACAUCUAAUAAAAUCAUUUCGUUGGCAGUCACUAAUUUGUGAUGAUACGAUACGAGUGUGGCAGAAUUCAAUAGAAAGCAAAGUGAAAAAAAAAGCAUCAGUAAUUCUGUUAACUGAUACAGUCAAGGAGGAACUUAUGGAUGUUAUUAAACCUAUUGGUCCUGAAAUAUUGAAAUGGAGAAAUUAUCAUCAAUUAUUGACUUUGGAUUCAUAUUUUACCUCAAAUGUCUUGCAUCAACUUUGUUGGACAUCUGUAGGAACUGUAGAUUAUAAAAAAACUGCCGAAAAAUUGAUAAGACAGCAACGGAUGGAUAUUAUGAGUAGCUAUAAACUAGCAUGCAUGUACUGUUUGGAUGACAGCAUUAAAACAAUCUGGGAGAAAUUAUCUGAAACUAACAAAAGACUUUUUUAUGAUGAAGAAACCCCUUUACGUAUUAGACAGCCGGAACUAGUUAUUUUUUGGACAUACUUUAUUAAAGGUGAAAUCGCUAAGCUGGAUGUUUUUAUUAAUAGAAACAGAAAUGAACGCGAACGUACUCUUUACCAAUAUGCGUUUGAACAUGCAGCACUGAGUGGUAAUAAAGUAGCAACUGAGUAUUUUUAUCAAAAAUUAACGUCUGAAGAAAGAGAAGUUUCUUUAUUGGAAACAGCUGAAAGUGUAGUAAAUAAGCGAUGUUCCAGUGUUUAUAAUGCCCUGUAUGAUUUUCCAAAAGAAAAUUUUUGUAGUGUUUUAUGUUAUUUGCUAUCUGAAAUGAGUGAAGAAGAACAGAUACAAGUGUUUAAAAGUAAUCCUUAUGGAACCUUGUUCUGUUUUAUAGAUUGGCCAUGGCAAGAUCUCUUAAUGAAAGUUGCAGGACUGCUGUGGACCUUUUUACUUGAUAACGACUACGAUUUAAUAAUUCAGAUUCUUGCCAGAAAUCGUACCAUCACUGGCUAUAACUAUCCAAAAUUACUAGCUGGACUUUUUCUGCAAGCUCCUAGUCAUUGUAGAAAUUAUAUAAUAGGAAGACAUCAAUUUUGGCUUCCUGUUGUUAUUUGCACUAACAAUACAGAAAUUAUCAAAUUGAUUCUUAGAAAUGUAGAUGAUAAAGACAGAGAGGGAUUCGUGUUAUGUCAAACCGGAUAUCAUCUAUGUUGGAAAUUAAUAGAAGAUGAAAAAUGGUCUUUACUUGAAUUGUUUGUUUCAGAAUGUAGAUUAUCGAGUGAAGCGACGACAAUACUGAAAAAUAAUUUUAUGCGUUAUAUCGCUCUUUAUUACAAAGAAGAAAGUCAACUUAAAUUGAGAAAACGCAUGUGGGAAAGGUUCUUUAUGUUGAUAGAUAAGGCCAAAGUGAAGGAUGGCAACGAAGGAAAUGUAGAAGAAGCUGAGAAAGAAGAAGGAUCAGUUAGAAACAGACCGAAAAGAAAAUGCAAAAGAAAGAAUUAUUAAAUACUUUCAUUGAAUUGUACAGUAAAUUUUACAGAAUUUUCAUUGAUUGUACAGUAAAUUUUACAGAAUUUUCAUUGAUUGUACAGUAAAUUUAACAUAUUUGUAAAAUUAACAGUAAAUUCAAUAAAUUUUAUACUAUUCAAUAAAAAUUAAUAUCGAAUGGUCGUAUCGACUAUUUCUUUUGUUUUUCAAUGUUUUCUUUUGUCUUUAAUGUUAUGUGAUAAUGUGAUUGAAAUAAAUGCAUUGUUCAUCGAAGAUAUCUUCAAAGUCCAAGUUUCCAGCCACAAAAGAAAAAAGGAUAACAAAUUGAAGAAAUUUUUCGAAUUCUGUUUUUGAAAUUCGAUUGAAUUAUGUGGAAAAAUUUAUUACUUACGGUGAUUCUGAUAUUUCAUUUUUUGAAAGAGAAUUGCAAGCUUUCUACUUUUUACGAAUCAUUCGGACGAUGCGUAUCAUACGAAUUCAUAUGAACAGUUCUCAUAUCAAGAAGAACUUGCAAAUUCCAGACUGGUUACUUACAGAGAUUCAGAUAUUAUAUUUUUUGAAAGAGAAUUGCAAGCUUUCUACGAAUCAUUUGAACGGUGCGUGUCGUAGGAUUUUACACGAACAGUUUUCAUAUCAUUGAAACCGAAUUCCUAAAAUUCACUGUAGAGGAGAAUAUUGAUAUUUCUUCUGCAUGAUCAAAUAUUAUAAAACUUUUUCCUUGAUAAUAAAUUGACAUUUACUGUU
Messenger RNA from Argiope bruennichi, 3357 nucleotides. RefSeq lists its product as uncharacterized. The transcript is spliced from 7 exons. The record is from RefSeq and is a predicted model, not a curated record. Lineage: Eukaryota; Metazoa; Arthropoda; Arachnida; Araneae; Araneidae. Bases 1111 to 2631 code for a protein of 506 amino acids.